CAACACUAAUUCCUGAGACACUAACACUGCAAUGCAAGCCUCAUUGUAUCUCAGAGCUCCCCAACUAUCCACUCUCCAAUGCCUCCGCAAAUCCAACUUCUCCAAUGGCCAUCUCCGCGCAAUCGCGAGGAGCCAGAUUUCAUCUUCCACUCCCCCACCACCUUCUCCUCCUCGUCAGUCAAGAAAACAUGCUAAAGCUUUGGCUUUGGUGGCCACAGUAGUACUUGCGAGCGCUAUGGGGUUUGCCUUCCCGGACUGGAGAAGAAAGGGGAGGAUUGGGCACGCCGCGCCGUGGCAGAAUGUACCCAUCAGCAGCGGAGCGGAUGUCGCGCGGCGAAAGCAAAUGGCGAUGCGGAAGAAGAUUGCGGAGGAAGAGGUUCUGCAACUCGCUGCUGAUGAGGUGCUGGAAGAGAUGUUUAGAAGGAAGGAUCUGCCUGAAGAAUUCUACAAGAUUGCGCCAAAUUAUCCCUUGAUUAAGGUAUACUUGGAGAAUCAACUGAAACUCGGUGAUGAAUCAUGGGGAACUUUAUUACAAAAAUGGAAGGAAAUAAAGCCUGGGCCAGACCAAUUGGAAAUAGGACUGCUACUUAUCGAUGUCUGUAUCAUAAAGGGAAAUUUCAAACUGGCUAAUGACAUUGACGAGGAGAUUAAAAGAAUAACCCCUGAGCUCGAUUAUAGAAUCAAAAUUCGUAGGGCUAUAGUAAAAAUGAUCAAAGAUUGGGACAAAAAGAAAGAAUGGGAGAAGAAAAUAGAAUGGGAAAAGUUUGCAAAGAAUAUGCAAGAUAUUGUCGACAGUUCUCUUAUAGAUAUACCAGAAGAAACAUAACAUAAGCACCAGAUGCAGAAUCAGGAAGAACAAUGCCUUCAUUUUUUCUCACCAACUUCAUACUUAUCCACUA
Molecule: messenger RNA, 899 nt
Organism: Phalaenopsis equestris
Lineage: Eukaryota; Viridiplantae; Streptophyta; Magnoliopsida; Asparagales; Orchidaceae
Exons: 4
Coding region: 32-826 (264 amino acids)
Source: RefSeq, a predicted model, not a curated record